Molecule: messenger RNA, 2013 nt
Organism: Malania oleifera
Lineage: Eukaryota; Viridiplantae; Streptophyta; Magnoliopsida; Santalales; Ximeniaceae
Product: phospho-2-dehydro-3-deoxyheptonate aldolase 2, chloroplastic-like
Exons: 5
Coding region: 168-1745 (525 amino acids)
Biological process (GO): aromatic amino acid biosynthetic process
Molecular function (GO): 3-deoxy-7-phosphoheptulonate synthase activity
Source: RefSeq, a predicted model, not a curated record
ACGGUCUCUGAUCGCGUAAUCCGACCCGAUCCGACUCGGGCACUACGCAAUUCCAUCUUCCUUUUUUUUCUUUUUCUCUGAAAUUCCUACCGAUUUUUUCUUCUUUCGAUUUCACCGCCUCUCUCUCUCUCUCUCUCUCUCUCUCUCUCUGGAAAAAGGAGAGAAACAUGGCUCUCGCUAACGCCUCUCCUCUCCCCGCAAGAUCCCUUCUACAGACCCAACAGUUCAUGCCAUCCUCCAGAGCUCAGCGAGCUUCAAACGCUUAUUUACCAAUUUUCAGACCAAGCAACCCCACCUCGGCUAUCCACUCUGCUGAUCCAGCGAAAAACGCCGAGAAGUCGGGGAAAUCCACGGCCGCCGCUGACCCCAUUCGGUCGAGAUGGACGCUAGAUAGCUGGAAGUUCAAGAAGGCUCUCCAGCUACCCGAAUACCCGGAUCCGAACGAGCUCGAAUCCGUCCUUCGAACCAUCGCGUCGUUUCCGCCGAUCGUGUUCGCCGGGGAGGCCCGGAAUCUCGAGGAACGCUUGGGUCAGGCUGCUCUUGGCAAUGCUUUUCUUCUUCAGGGCGGGGAUUGUGCCGAGAGUUUCCAGGAAUUCAACGCCAAUAACAUUAGGGACACCUUAAGGGUUCUUCUGCAGAUGAGCGUCGUCCUAAUGUUUGGUGGUCAAAUGCCUGUUAUCAAGGUGGGGAGAAUGGCGGGUCAGUUUGCCAAGCCAAGAUCAGAUCCGUUUGAGGAAAAGGAUGGAGUGAAACUUCCAAGUUUCAGAGGGGACAAUGUAAAUGGUGAUGCAUUUGAUGAGAAAGCAAGGAUUCCCGACCCCAACAGGAUGAUCAGGGCCUACUGCCAAUCCGUUGCAACUUUGAAUCUUCUUAGGGCAUUUGCCACUGGAGGGUAUGCUGCCAUGCAGAGAGUAACCCAGUGGAAUUUAGAUUUCACUGAGCAUAGUGAGCAAGGGGAUAGGUACCGUGAGCUGGCUCACCGAGUUGAUGAGGCCAUAGGAUUCAUGGCUGCUGCAGGACUCACAGUAGGCCACCCUAUCAUGACUACAACAGAGUUUUGGACAUCCCAUGAAUGCUUGCUCCUACCUUAUGAACAGGCCCUUACCAGGGAGGAUUCAACUUCUGGACUUUACUAUGACUGCUCUGCUCACAUGCUUUGGGUUGGGGAACGCACCCGUCAGCUUGAUGGUGCCCAUGUGGAGUAUCUGCGAGGAGUUUCAAAUCCCCUCGGCAUAAAGGCAAGUGAUAAGAUGGAUCCAAAUGAGCUGGUUAGACUUAUUGACAUUCUAAAUCCUCAGAAUAAGCUAGGAAGAAUUACUGUGAUUGUGAGAAUGGGAGCUGAGAAUAUGAGAGUGAAGCUUCCGCAUCUGAUCAGGGCUGUCCGCAGAGCAGGGCAAAUUGUCACUUGGGUCAGUGACCCCAUGCACGGUAACACAACCAAAGCUCCUUGUGGACUCAAAACCCGGUCCUUUGAUGCAAUCCGGGCUGAGGUGAGGGCAUUCUUUGAUGUGCACGAUCAAGAAGGAAGCUACCCAGGAGGAGUUCAUCUGGAGAUGACAGGGCAGAAUGUUACAGAGUGUGUUGGAGGUUCCCGCACCAUUACUUACAACGAUCUGAGCUCGCGCUACCACACCCAUUGUGACCCAAGGCUUAAUGCUUCUCAGUCUCUGGAGCUUGCUUUCAUUAUUGCAGAACGACUGCGGAAGAGAAGGCUUGGAUCCCAACACUAUUUGGCCCCAAUGUGAAUCUACGAAAUGCUUUAGUUUGCUUUAGGAAAUGCUUUGGUUUGUGGAAUGGAACAAAAAAAAAAUAAAUAAAUAAAAAGAACUUGUGGGCAACUGAAAAAAUCAAGCGAAAAUUCGAUUUCAAUCUGUCUAAUUCCAUUCCUAUAUGCCAAAUAUGUAGUUAUUUUCUUUCUAGUUUCUCUCUUUGCUUGUAAAUAGAAAACGGGGUGGAAAGUGAGGCAGGCAUGAUGUAUCAUGGAAAAAAUUAAUAAAUCUGAGGUUGUCAAAA